Molecule: messenger RNA, 360 nt
Organism: Parnassius mnemosyne (clouded apollo)
Lineage: Eukaryota; Metazoa; Arthropoda; Insecta; Lepidoptera; Papilionidae
Source: the annotation of a GenBank genome assembly
AUGAUGGCUAAUGAUAUAAAAACAACAUUGACUGACCGUAUGGCAGGUUUUGAAUCAUUUUCCAUAGCAUUAGACGAGAGCACCGAUUUGUCUGACACAGCUCAACUGGCUAUAUUUAUUCGAGGUGUUGAUAAGGAGUUCACUGUUACUGAGGAAUUGCUUGCUUUACAGCCGCUAAAAGGAACCACUACAGGAGAGGAUAUUUUUAUUGAAGUUCAAAAGGUAUUCACAAGUUCUGGCUUGCCAUGGUCAAAAUUAAUUGGAGUAUGCACUGAUGGUGCACCUUCUAUGGUCGCCUUAUGUAAAGGUUUCAUCGGAAUUUUGAAUGAAAAAGCAACAGAAUUAAAUGUACAAAAAUAG